GCCGUCGCUUUCCUCCUUGUUUAAAUUGGUGGAGGAGGAAUACAUCACUACGAGCACAGUACAAUAUACUGAAUUGUACGGGGGCACCGUACAAUCUCGUACUGUACGGCUCUUUGAAGAGCGGAGGAGCUAGCGGAUGAAAGAGAGGGAGGGGGGAAAGAGAAGGAAUCCUAAUUGAAUCGUGGGAAAGGAAGGAGAAUCACUGCCACCCCCGCACUCACUUUCCCAUCAGUUCGCUUGCUCUCUCCGUCAGGCCAACUCUCCAUACAUCGCCUUCCUCCUCCUCCUCUUCCUCCUCCUUUUCCCCCAUUCACUCACUCUUUCAAUCUUCUUUCCGAACCCACCGGACCGAGCUCUACCACCCUACUCAUCCUCGGGAAAGAAUAGGAUACGAGUGAAGCGAGAACACCCUCAUCCGCUCACCAUACCGUCAUCACGGCUUCCACCAAAGGUAACGAUAAAGGUCACGCACCAUCACACUCGUUUGAUUUCAAGGAACUUCUCACAUCACUUCCCCCCCUAGCAAUGUCGGCCGCGGCUCCCUGGUACGCCCCUAUCCCCAUCCCGCAAUUCAACACCCCUAUCGCACGCUACGACUUCAACAACAAGGAACUAGAACAACUUCUCUACGCCUCCGUCGUGCACGAGCAAUCCUUUGCGAGCAGCCCGGAACAGCGGGAUACCUUUGAAGCCUUGACGUGGGUCGGGGAUUCAGUCCUUCGAGGACUAACCACUGUCCUGUUGGCGUCCAUGUUCCCGGCGAGCAAGAAGAAUGUGUUGAACGUGAAUCCUCCCCCCUCCUCAUCUCACACUCACUUCGCCUGUGGCUGUCACGUGGUUCCGGGUCCCGAGCAAUCGCUAAAAAAAGAUCACUAGGAUAUCCGUCAAGCACUCGAAGACAAGGCUUUCUACGCCCAUCUGAGCCGCCGCCUUGGCCUGCACAACCGCAUCCCACUAACCUACCAGGCCGGCGAAUCCGACCGCAUCUUAUCCGGCCUCUUCACGGCGUACGUCGGUGCGAUCCAACGCGAGCUGGGAACCGAUGGCUUCCCCACAAUAAGCGGAACCUUCUGCCAACUCUUGAGACCCUACGCGGAGGCGUACAAGGCCCACCACGACACCCACAUAGCCGCGAACCCACACCUCCCGCCGACACCCAUCAUCUCCCCCAUCUCGGCUGCCCCCUCCUCCUUAGCAGCGCAGCAGCAACAGCACGUAUUCCCCAUCUUUCAGACCGCCAUCACUUCAGACUCGGGUGCGGCAAAGCUACGCAGACAACACGUCUCGGUCUACACCUCGCGAUUAAUGGAGUACGCGGCGAAGUGCAAGCUCCCGCAGCCCAGCUUCAUGUUCAAGGAUAACGGCUGCCAGGGAGCUGCGAUUCAGUGGUGCGCGACGGUGAAUGUGAACGGCUCGGAUAUCGCCAGUGCCGUUGCGAGCACGAAGCUUGAGGCGAAACAUCUCGCGAGCAAGGAUGCCCUGCAGGCUAUUGGCUCGAAUGUGCCUACUUGGCCGAUUAACGGGCGGAGACAGAAGAAGCUAAUGGCGCGGAGGGCGGGGAGUAUGCUGCAUUAGGCGAUGAAUCGCUGGUUUUGCCUUUUUCCUCGUUCGCUCCUGGUUCGGUUUGCUUUGUACGAAGGGUUUGCUUUCGGCGUUGGGACUGUUAGUGUAGCUAGAUCGCUAGCUAGCUAGCUUGAUCGACUUGACAGGGGGAUGGUGUAUGUGGGAGUAAUUAUGUGAAGGAUAUCUAAAAUCUAUUCUAUAUUUAUUCUCUCUACUUUUAUCCCUUUUUUAUACUUCUUGCAAGAGUUAUCAUAGUGCAGCUCAGCUUCAGCUGUGCUUUCAUUGUCGCGUCGCCAUAUGUUUUUUAUCUUAAACUUAAACUCACUCACGUGUAAAUAAUACUCCUCAGGGUCCAGCUUAUCAGCAAAAUUGCUUUUUGAAUUAUCAGGUGUCUAGUAUUACUUUUUCGUUUACCC
Tuber aestivum (summer truffle) is the source of this 1979-nucleotide messenger RNA. The record is from the annotation of a GenBank genome assembly. NCBI's taxonomy places the organism in Eukaryota, Fungi, Ascomycota, Pezizomycetes, Pezizales, Tuberaceae.